This is a messenger RNA of Pseudozyma flocculosa PF-1, 483 nucleotides long. RefSeq lists its product as uncharacterized. The record is from RefSeq and is a predicted model, not a curated record. Gene Ontology annotation, cellular component: intracellular membrane-bounded organelle; AP-1 adaptor complex. Lineage: Eukaryota; Fungi; Basidiomycota; Ustilaginomycetes; Ustilaginales; Ustilaginaceae. Gene Ontology annotation, molecular function: clathrin-cargo adaptor activity. The transcript is spliced from 8 exons. Gene Ontology annotation, biological process: vesicle-mediated transport; protein transport. The coding region runs from base 1 to 483 and encodes 160 amino acids.
AUGGCGAUCAACUGGAUCCUGCUCAUCUCGAGGCAGGGCAAGGUUCGCCUCGCCAAGUGGUUCACCACCAUGAGCCCCAAGGCCAAGACCAAGAUCAUCAAGGACGUCACCCAGCUCGUCCUGGCCAGGAGGACGCGGAUGUGCAACUUCCUCGAAUACAAAGACUCAAAGGUCGUGUAUAGGCGGUACGCCUCGCUCUUCUUUGUCACGGGCAUCAGCCAGGGCGACAACGAGCUGGUGACGCUCGAAAUCAUCCACCGCUACGUCGAGAUCCUCGACCGCUACUUUGGCAACGUCUGCGAGCUGGAUCUCAUCUUCAACUUCCAAAAAGCCUACGCCAUUCUGGACGAGCUGAUUAUAGCGGGCGAGAUGCAGGAGUCGAGCAAGAAGUCGGUGCUGCGCACCGUGAGCCAGAGCGACUCAAUCGAAGAGGCCGAACAGAGCGAAGACUCGCUGGCGAGGAUCGGUAGUCGCUCUGGCUGA